Messenger RNA from Pistacia vera, 1146 nucleotides. RefSeq names its product GATA transcription factor 15-like. The record is from RefSeq and is a predicted model, not a curated record. The transcript is spliced from 2 exons. NCBI's taxonomy places the organism in Eukaryota, Viridiplantae, Streptophyta, Magnoliopsida, Sapindales, Anacardiaceae. Bases 307 to 801 code for a protein of 164 amino acids. Gene Ontology annotation, molecular function: zinc ion binding; sequence-specific DNA binding. Gene Ontology annotation, biological process: regulation of DNA-templated transcription.
UUGAUUUAUUUGCAUGCCGGUUUAUCGGUUGAGUGCCAACAAAACACGCCCUUUAAACCCCGUCUUCUUUCUCUCACUUUUUAGUACCUCAAAGCUUCUUCCUUUUUUUUUCUUUUUUCUUUUUGCUUUUCUUCUCAUGAUUUUCUCAUCUCCACUAGUGUUUUCUUGUUGAGAGGAACUUGAAGAGGGUGAGUUGAUAAAAAGUGACUUCUGUUUUGUGGGUUCUCUUUUUGUUUGAAGGUAAGCAACAGCAGCAGCCGCCACUAUUGAGCUCUGGUUUUGUUGAUUCAGAAAUCAUUUAACAACAUGAUGAAUGAAAGCAACAACUUCAACAUCAAGUAUUGUACGGAUUGCAAGACUACAAAAACUCCUUUGUGGAGAGGUGGCCCUGCUGGUCCCAAGUCACUUUGUAACGCAUGUGGGAUCAGACACAGGAAGAAAAAGAGAGUUAUUGAAAGCUUAAACAGGCGCCCUGAAAAGAGAAAAGACAAAACAUCACAUAAUAGUACAAACACAAACUCCCCCACCGCCACUACAACAACUGCUUCUGCUUCUGCUUCUGCUAAAAGUGCUUUUGCCAAAGUUGAUAACGAUGAUAGUAACAAAGAAUUGAGUGAGUCUUUCAAGAUGCGGUUAAUGGUUUUGGGCAAAGAAAUGAUGUUGCAGAGAUCACUAUCGUCACCAUCACCAUUUGUGGUGGUGAAGAAGAAGCAAAGAUGCCAAAGAAGAAGGAAGUUGAAAGAGGAAGAACAAGCAGCUUUCUCUUUGAUGGCUUUGUCUUGUGGGUUUGUCUUUGCUUAAUUAGUUAGUUCAUAAUCAACUUCCAAAUUACAACACCCUUUCACUUCACUUAUCUAGUUUAGGCCAAUUUUCUUGUUUUCCCCUUGUUAGUGGUCAUAGUUGUUUUGAAGAUAGAAUGAAGUUUAGAGCAACAUUGAGUGAAGUGAUGAUGAUGAUGAUGAUGAUCCAGGACUAGGUCCUGUGUUUUUGAUGUCAUCUCAAUCAAUAUUUGUAAAUAUUAGUUUGGUAAGUAUGAAACAAAGUAUAUGUUAAAUCUUAAAUCUCCCAUUUUGUAGCAUCGGACAAACACUUACGAGAUUCAUCAGCUUCUGGGGUUGUAUCCUGCAACAGUGCGAGGUCCAAGGA